CGUAUUUAAACAUGCGAACAGUUCUCGUGACGUUUUGGGAAAUUCUUACCCUAAAAAUAUUAAUAUUUAUUGAAGUUGUGUCUCAAAUCAAUAACGUACCAACACUACCACUGCCUUCAUUAGUUUCAAGGACAACAUCAUCAACACCUACAACUCCUAUUCCUAUUGAUUUUACGAAAAAACCACCGCUAGGUGAGUGGAAUGGAACGAAGAGACGGGCAUUUGGCGACUGGCUGCUUUUCGGGAACUGGAGACCAGACGGAGUGUCUCCGACAAAAACAAUGGAUAUCGAGUACGAGGGUUAUAAUGGAUGGUACAAUAAUUUAGCCAAUCCAAGAAGAGGCGCGGUUGAUACUUCGUUGCUUAGAAGGUGGCCAGCUUCUUACGAAGACAAUACGUAUUUGCCCGAUUAUUUAAAUAAACCAAAUCCUUUGGAACUGAGCGACAGGUUACUGAGCGGAAGCAUUGGAACAGUUUCGAAAAAUGGAAAAAACGCUCUUUUUGUAUUUUUUGGUCAACAAAUCGUUGAAGAAAUAUUAGAUGCACAAAGACCAGCUUGCCCUCCCGAAUAUUUCAAUAUCAAGGUACCCAAGGGCCAUCAUUUUGAGAAUUUAACCGGGCACACGCAAAUGCCUUUCCUCCGAAGCCGUUACGACCCGACCACAGGAUAUAGUCCAAACAACCCCAGGCAGCAAUUGAACGAAAUUACACCGUAUAUCGACGGCGGACUGUUUUAUGGUACCAGCAAAAUGUGGGCCGAUGAGUUACGAACUUACGCGAACGGAACGGUCGAUCCGGACGGAAAACUGGCGUCUUCGCACAAUGGACUCUUUCCGGAAUUUAAUACGCGUAAAUUACCAAUGGCCAAUCCACCAUCACCAUUUUAUCAUGCCCAUUAUAUCGACAGACAUGAAACAGAUUCAGUUGAACGAUUUUUUAAACUGGGAAACCCAAGAGGUAAUGAAAACGCAUUUCUCCUUACCUUCGGCAUAUUAUGGUUCCGAUGGCAUAACUAUCUCGCUGCCAGACUUCGCACUCAUUACAGGGAUUGGUCCAGUGAACACAUAUUUAAUGAGGCACGAAAAUGGACAAUCGCAAUUCAACAACAAAUUUAUCUCUACGAGUGGUUACCGGUACUUAUUCCUGGAGGACUGUCCGACUACCCUUACAAAUACGAUCCUGCCAUUGAUCCCCAAAUAGAUCAGUUUUUCCAAUCCGCGGCUUUUCGGUUCGGGCAUACCCUGGUUGUCCCAGGGGUGUACUUGAGAGAUUACGUUUCAAAAGAUUGCUCUUAUCAAUCGGCAGAGUGGCAAUUGCCAGCUGUUAGAACGUGUAACAUCUUCUGGAGGGGCCAUGAACCUAUCCUUAAGACCAUGGAUAUCGAUAAGCUUUUAAUGGGCAUGUCUGUCCAACUUUGUGAGAGGGAAGAUCACAAGAUCGUCGAGGAUUUACGGGGCAACGUUUUCGGUCCGCUGGAAUUUCCUCGCAGGGAUCUAAUGGCCCUUAACGUACAAAGGGGAAGAGAUCACGGGCUGCCCGAUUUUAAUAUGGCCAGAAAAGCAUUCGGCCUUGACCCUUAUUUGAAUUGGGAACACUUCCGUACAGCUAACCCUCAGUUGAAUGAUAGCAUUAUAGAUAGAUUGAAAGAUUUAUACCGUAAUGACAUUAACAGUAUCGAUGUCUGGAUUGGAGGGAUACUGGAGACAACAGAUGGACCCGGUCAAUUAUUCAAAACGAUAAUAUUGGACCAGUUUCGGCGAAUCAGGGAUGGUGAUCGAUUUUGGUUUGAAAAUUCGAAUAACAAUCUAUUUACGCCAUUAGAAAUUGCAAGAAUUAAAUCAACGUCGCUUUAUGACAUCAUUAUGGCAACUACAAAGAUGGCGGUGGACGACAUACCUAAAUUCCCGUUUAGGGCGGCAGUCGAGGGCGAUGUUGAGUUAGUUUCGAAGUGUAAAUUAAAAAAGAUCCCAGGAAGCGGCGGAGAUUAUUACGCAUUGCCACAACUAAAUCAACAGCUCUUAAACCAAACGUGCGUCCAAGGAACCUCCUACGAUUAUUUUAGGGGUAGCGCGCUUUCCUUCAUAUUAACUUUCGUCAGCAUCGCAGUCUUUGGAAUAGGAAACAUCGCAGUUAUUUAUGCAGCUAUACGAAGAAAGGAUUCGAUUCGCAAAAAUCAUGAGAGCAAAAGACACGAUCGGAUCAGACAAACGAUAGAAUCCAGCUGGAACGUAAAAUAUCCGAUGUUUAUGGUAAACGAAUACGUGCUUCCCAAAAACCCCCUUCGACAAAUAGUGUUGCUAUUAAAAUCGAAGGAAAAGCAGAUAUGCAUUCAAAAUUACUCUGGCUUAACACUUCGGGCAAUCGAUUUAUCCAACAAAACUAAAUGCGUUGUAAAAAUCAUAAACAUUUACGACGAACCAACUACCAUAUUGCAGUUCCCGCAAAACUACGAUCUGGUUUUGAAAUUCGAUUACGAAUACCUGCGGAAGGCUUUCAUGAAAGAGUUCGAUGUUUUCGUGGCGGCGAACAACAAACUCGAAAAAGAGCUCAUCAACAACUUCAACUGGAAAGCGGCGAAAAACAUAAUCGUGACAAAACAAGACCGUCAGAAUUUUUUAGAAAUGUUUUUCAGGGUCGCGUUUGCCCAGGCAUUUCAGAUAGCCCAUUCGGAAAAAGAAGUACUGCGUGUCGACGGUUUUCUGGCUAAAGAAUUAAUAGAUACGGAAUUGACGUUGACAGAAUUCGCAGAUUCGCUCAAUAUGCGGCCCGAAAACGAAUUCGUUAGAAGAAUGUUCAUGUUGGUUGAUAAGAAUAAGAACGGAUUCAUAUGUUUUCGCGAGUUCGUUGAUCUGCUCAUAAUUUUUGCUGAUGGAACCGAAGAAGAAAAAGCCAAGCUACUUUUUAAUUUGUAUGACAUAGAUGGCACCGGAUAUCUAAGAUCGAAAGAUUUUACUUUGAUCAUAAAGUCAUUUCUUGAGACCGUUGGGGGACAAGUUGACGACAGAGAAAUAGAACAGUCCAUAAUGGCGAUGUUAAAAAAGGCGGGUGUCGAACAUAAGAGUGAGUUGAGUUUUUCGGACUUUAAACUUAUUAUUGGGGACGAUAUCAAAACUUUGAACCACGCAAGGUUGGACUUUCAAGGGUUGAAACUGAGUAACCCGAAUAUCUUUUUGUAUACUGCCAAAGAAACAAUGGAAAAUAUAUACGAGUCCAGAAGCGAAAUUGAAAGCCGAUUUCAAGGAAUUGCCGCUAACCAUUCGAGCAGAAUAAUCGAUCAGAAGCAAGAAGAAGAGGCAGUCGAAUAUCAUGAAAAGGAGCAAUCUUUUUACCUCUCGUACCGGAAUAGGGUACUUCGUUUCAUCGAAAUUAAAUGCAGGGAAAUCUUCUGGCUGUCGUUGUAUACAAUGGUGCUCUUGUGCAUUUUUGCAGAACGAGCGUACUAUUAUUCGGUGGAGGCUGAACACUCUGGGUUGAGAAGAAUUGCAGGGUAUGGCGUAUCGAUUACAAGAGGUGCGGCGUCAGCGAUAAUGUUCACUCAUGGUUUUCUUUUCGUCACUAUGUGCAGAAACUCCAUAACUUACUUGAGAGAUACCGUAGCUAAUAGGUAUUUCCCAUUCGACUCUGUUGUGGAAAUACACAAGUAUAUCGCCAAUUGGGCUGCAGUCUUUACUGUAAUACAUAUUGUCGGACACGCUUUUAAUUUUUAUCACAUUUCGACACAAACAGCAGACGAUUUGACUUGUUUGUUUAGAAAUUAUUUUCACGCGACUCACGAGUUGCCGAAAUUUUACUAUUGGUGUUUUCAAACCAUUACCGGCGUAACCGGUAUCGCUUUAACCAUGAUGUUUAUAAUUAUGUACGUAUUCGCUCAGACAGUGGUGAGAAGAAAGCUGUAUCACUAUUUUUGGUACAGCCAUAAACUUUACCCAAUUUAUACCGCCCUGAUAAUACUUCACGGUUCCGGUAGACUCAUACAGGCUCCACUUGCCUAUAAUUUUAUAUUGGCGCCUUUAAUCCUGUUUGUUACGGAUUCUCUGGUUAGUACCAGUCGAAAGAAAAUCGAAAUCCCUGUCUUAAAAGCAGAAGUCCUUCCUUCGAACGUUACGAAGUUGGAAAUUCGCAAGCCGGAUAACUUUGAAUUCAAAGCAGGCCAAUGGGUGCGAAUUUCUUGUACCAAACUGAACAGUCACGAAUAUCAUCCGUUUACGCUAUCGUCCGCACCACAUGAAGAUACUUUGACCGUUCACAUUCGAGCUGUCGGACCGUGGACUACCAACAUACGAAACCUUUUUGACACCGACCUUCACCUGGAGCAAUCUUUAUCCAAAGUCCGCCUCGACGGACCUUACGGUGAAGGUCACCAAGACUGGCGUAAAUACGACGUGUCCGUUCUUAUCGGAGGAGGCAUUGGCGUUACGCCGUUUGCCAGUAUAUUGAAAGAUGUAGGAUUCGUGGGGAGCAAAGCCAAAAUGUCAUGUCGAAAGGUAUACUUUAUUUGGGUUUCGAGGACGCAAAAGCAGUUCGAAUGGUUGGUGGAUAUAAUCCGGGACGUGGAAAACAGCGACUUAAACAACUUCAUAAGUUGUCAUAUAUUUAUUACCCAGUUUUAUGAAAAAUUCGAUCUACGUACUAUACUGCUGUACAUCUGCGAAAAACAUUACCAAAGAAUAUCGAACAAGUCAUUGUUUACCAAUUUAAGGGCGGUGACGCAUUUUAGCAGGCCCGCAUUUCCACAGUUCUUCAAGACCGUCCAUUUUCUACAUACUUCGGCAAAACGUAUUGGGGUAUUCAGUUGCGGGCCACCAUCGAUGACUACCGCAGUGAAUAAAGCAUGUAGCCACGUGAAUUCCUUGUACAUGGAACAAAGAUUUGAGCACCAUUUUAAAAACUUUUAGUUUGUCAUUUUCUUCUUAAUGUAACUAAUUAUUAUUGCGCAGAAUACAAUGACUUUUUUAUAUAAUAUAUUCCUAAUUAGCAGUCGAUUUAAAAAUUUCAAUGACAGAAUGUUUUUAUUUUUAUAUAUAUUUCCUAAGUGCCGUACGUACAAUCUACUAUAUUAUGAUAAAUAACGUUUAAAAUUCACUUCUUUAAGUUUACCCUGGACACUGUAGAUGAGCACCCACGAAAUGCAAGAUGGCAUUUAGUAAGCAAGUAACCGGCCGCACAAAAGAAAACUUUGUUGUAAUUCAAAACUAUAAAAAAGAUUUUGCAAUUCGCUAUUUUUUCUGGUGAAUUUUGAUUUUUCAAUCGAAAACAUGCGGAUUUCAACUUGUUCGAGCCUCUAAUUAAAAAUAAUGCCUUGGUUUCGUUCGAGCGUAGCUUUACUUACUUAUUUUUAUUUUAUAGUUAUCAAACUGAUCAGUGCGGUUUUUAAAGCGACAGUCAAAAAUAUUUUGUUGCCAAAAACAGAUUAUUGUAAAUUAAAAUUAAAAUUAUAUAAUACAUUAAAUUAUUAUUAUUAUAUGCUGUGUUAAAUAAUAACUAUUUUUACAAAGACAAUCAAAACAAAUUAUUAUAAUUAAAGAGACUAUGAAAAAAUUAUCCUAGUAAAAUGUAUAACAGUGUGCUUACCAAACUCAUAGCUGAAGAUAAUCCGAUAUUAACCUUAAAAGAGUGUAGUAAACAUUAUCUCUGGAAAAUAGGUUAUAGACGUAUUGGAAGUAUUCGAUGAUCCAGCCAGUCAUGGAUCUUUGCUGUUAUAAAUAUUAUGGAAUAUAUGAAAUCGUAUAGAUGUUGUCAAUGCAACCCCUUGCCUUGCGAAAGUCCUACUGAGCUUCUGUUAUAAUGCCCACAGCAUAUUCGCAUUUCAAAAGCCUCCUAAGGAGUAUGUUCAUAAAUAGUCAGUACCGUAUUCUUCAAAGCAAUUGUGCGGAAAUUGUCUUCUGUCUUCCUUUUUGUGAAACCUCGACCUUUAAGUAAGAUAUUAAAAAAAUGAGCCAAGUUGUGAGAGCCAGUUUUGUGGUGUUCUUUAAAAAAUCACAUAGCGUAGCUAAUUCGAGGAGCAUCCGUUUCUGUCAAAAAUGAUGAACUUUAGUUAUGACGUUUCGUUUAAUUCAAUAACGCCAUAAAAAAAGUUAAUGAAAAUCAAAAAGAAGAGAAAAGAAGAAGACAAAGAUAAAAUUUUUAUUUUCAUUCUAUUCCUGCGAAAAUUUUUUGGAUGUCAAUCAACCAGCUAGUGCGGUCGUCAUUAAUUUUACAUAAAAUUUCGAGAAACUGAAAAUCGA
This is a messenger RNA of Cylas formicarius (sweet potato weevil), 6224 nucleotides long. RefSeq names its product dual oxidase 2-like. The record is from RefSeq and is a predicted model, not a curated record. The transcript is spliced from 18 exons. Gene Ontology annotation, biological process: superoxide anion generation; response to oxidative stress; defense response. Gene Ontology annotation, cellular component: NADPH oxidase complex; plasma membrane. Lineage: Eukaryota; Metazoa; Arthropoda; Insecta; Coleoptera; Brentidae. Gene Ontology annotation, molecular function: peroxidase activity; superoxide-generating NAD(P)H oxidase activity; calcium ion binding. The coding region runs from base 12 to 4895 and encodes 1627 amino acids.